GCACGUUUUGCCGCCAUUUGAAUCGUGAGAACACCCGUUGAAGCUCUACACUCUUCACUCCUCGCUUUGCUUUCUUUUCUCCCGCUGUGAGGUGGUACAUGUGACUGUUUUGGGUGUGUUUAUCCAUUUAACUAGUUGUUAAUGCUUGUUUGUAAUUCAAAAUAGAAUAUCUGUUUUAAAUUAUUACUAGCCUAUUUAUUAUUAUUUUGUGUUUGAUACAGAUCGGUUCGUAAUUUUGGAAGACUUAAAAGGUAGGCCUAAAUAUAAAAAUGAGUAAUUCAACUAAAAAAUCCAAGAAAAAGAGGUUAUUAGUUGAUAAUGAAGAAGACCAUGUCCUUCAAAGUCAACCGAAAAAGGUGAAACCAGAAGUUGAAACUGUUGAAGAAAAUGAUGAAGAAGUUUUAGUUCUAGACAAUGAAGAGGAGGUUGAACAGAAAACGGCUAAAGAGGAAAAUCAAGAUUGGAAUAAAGAAGACUACAAUGAGCUUAUCAAAAGGAUGGAAGAACAAAUACCAAAAAAUGACACAAAAAGUUUUACAAAGCGAGCUGAACUUCUUGAUUGGAAUUUGGUGAAGUUUGGAGACCAUUCUGUCGAGGAGUGCCAAGAGAAAUGGAAAAUAAUGAGGAGCAAAGUGAGACAUUUCAGGCUACUUAGUGAGGUGUUACAAGACGCAAAGGUCUGGGCCGAAAAACCAUGGGCUGCACCUUUUAGUAAGAAAAAGACUCGCCAUCCUGAGCAACCUCCACGACCUUUGUCCUCUUUCAUGUUGUUUUACAUGGAUAAAAAAGACAAAAUCAUCAAAAAACACCCGAGCCUAAAGUUGACGGACAUUUCCAGAAUUAUUGGGGAAAAGUACAAAGCGAUGUCUGACACAAAGAAAUCUUAUUACAAUCAGAGGGCAUUAGAAAUGCAGAAAGAGUACAGACAAAACCUAGCAAAGUUCUAUGAGAAAUAUCCAGAAUACAAUCCCACUACAAGAAAACAAAUAACUAAAAGUAACAAACCACUCCCACCAUUUAAGCUGUACCUGAAAGAGAAAUUGAAGAAACAUGAACAAGAUGAAGGUUUUGACCAACACGAGUUCACAGAGAAAUAUAAGGAAAUGUGGAAAAAUCUUAGCUUCAAAAAGAAAGCAUGUUGGAUAAGGUUGGCGAAGGAAGAAGAAGAAAAGUAUUUGGAACACCUGAACGAUGAUCUCAUGGAAGAUCCUGAAAAUAGAUCUAGUGCACCAUAUAGAUCUGUGAUCUCCAAAGAAGAAAAUUUAAUAUUGGACAGGUUAGCAGGAAAACCAGAAAAACCACCAAAUUCUGCCUACAGUCUCUUUUCAAAACUAAUGCUUCAAGACAAGCAUGCCAACCACGUUGAGGGUGAACCCAAAAACAGGAUGCGAGAAGUAGCAUUAAAAUGGAAGGAAAUACCUGAUGAUCAGAAAAAAACCUAUGCAGAAACAGUUCAGCAUAUGCAUGAAAGUUACAAAUUGGAUUUUGCCAAUUACCUGGAAAGUUUACCUGAAGACAAAAAGGCAGAGGAACUGGCCAAACUACAACCAAAAAAGAGAACUUCAAAGACUAAACAGAAGUCUAGUAAAAAGGGUUCUUCCAGAUCUAAGUCUCCAACUCGAGUUCUUUUCAAAAAUGAACCAGAAAAGCCUCCAGUGACAGCUUGGGAUCUUUACAAGAUAGAGUUUGCCAAAAAGAACAGCAGUCUACCAAAUAAAACUGCUUGUAAACGAGCAGCCCUUAUGUGGAAAAACCUCUCAAAAUCAGAGUUAGACAAGUACAAAAAGAAACACGAUAAGAUGAAAAAGCAAUACAUGAUUGAGUUUGAAGCAUUCCUAAAAACUCUAGAUGAGAAAGAACUUAAGGAGUAUUCAGCUUUAAAAACUGCCAAGAUUGGAGAAGAACUGGAUGAUGAUGACGUAGAUGAGGAGCUAUCGAGUGAUGAGGAGGAGAACAGUUCCAGCACUGCCAGUGAUUCAGCAGGAGAUAGUGAUAGUGGUGUCAGUGAAGAAGAUGAAGACUAAAUAUUAAAGAAAACAUACAAUUGUACAAAUUUAUUUAGAUCUAAAAUUGUUAGUAUUUUUGUAAGUUUAAAAAGCUGUAUAUUUGUAAUUUAUUUUUGUAAUAAAAUUAGUAUAGUCAAUUCUAGUGAUUUUUUUUUUAUUUUGCAAUUUAACUGGAUUUUUUAUAUGUUAAACACAUUGAUCUAUCCUUGUGACUAUCAGUAUGAUUUUAUCAAUGACAGAACUUAUAUAACUGGAAAUUAUUUACAGAUGUCGGAAUAUAAGUUUAUUAAAUCAUAAAUCGAGUCAAGUAACUAUCAAACUCUCCUCUCCGCUCAAUGAACUCUAUUGUGUUUUAAUGACAAGGUAUGAAUUAGUAGAGUACAAUAUUCAUACUUUAACCACUUUAUUACCUGCUGAAAUACUAGAUUUCAUGUUUUUAUCAUGAGAAAUAAAGGAAAUGUGAGAGUUUGUUAGUAUAUCCAUGCAGUGAGAGUGAGAGCAUUGUCUCAACAAUGAAGCAAACUUGAUCUUAAAACAAGUUGGAUUGAGUGUGCAAAGUUUCAAUCCAAGUGAGCUUUGAUAAAACCCACUCUAAUAAUCUCAAGUAUCCAAAUUAAUUAAAGGUAUUGACGUACAAUAUUUUGUUUGUGUUUUACUGUCAUUGUGUAGGCAGAUUAAAGUAUACUCAUACAAAGUAAAAGAGGGUUUAUAAAUUGUAUGAUUUAAACUUUAUAGCUUUCUAUUGUAAAAAAUGUACCAACCAAACCUGUUGGCUCAAUAUUAAAUAUGUAAGGAAUUGUUUGGAUUUCAUUGUAUUCCAAGUCCUUUAAAAGAAUAUUUUAAAUGAGAAAGAAAGAUAAUGAGUUGAACAACAUCCAGCAAUUAUAACGAUUAAUGAAACCCCUCUUCUCCAGGACAGAGAAGCCAAGGAAUAAAAGCACCCAAAACUUAAUUUGAUUAAAUUUAGUGUAAAGUUAAAUUAAAUAAUUAAUGUUAAGAAUUCUGUUAGAAUCAUUAAAUAUUGUUUAUAUUACAA
This is a messenger RNA of Homalodisca vitripennis (glassy-winged sharpshooter), 3042 nucleotides long. Its product is annotated as nucleolar transcription factor 1-A-like. The coding region runs from base 270 to 2024 and encodes 584 amino acids. Lineage: Eukaryota; Metazoa; Arthropoda; Insecta; Hemiptera; Cicadellidae. The record is from RefSeq and is a predicted model, not a curated record. The transcript has 15 exons.